AGCGCAUAGCAAACCGUGUGGACUACGAUGAGGACCAUUUCCCUGCUAUUUCUGGUUGCAUUCACAGCUUUGGGAGGAAGUUCCGAUGGAAAGCAUAACAGUCGUGCCAAACGGGAUCUCUUGGUGCGUACCAAAAGAAGAUGGGUCCUGUCUACAAUUGAAAUACAAGAGGAACUAGAGGUGGAUUAUCCACAUCAAAUUUCUAGGAUGUUUAAUGACAAGACACAAGGGAAACAAUUUGCAUUCCAUAUAAGUGGAGAGGGAGUGGAUGACGGAUUGUUCACUGUUGAUAAAGACACUGGAGCUGUUUUUGCACAUAGACCGAUCGACAGAGAGAAGAAGUCAACCUACCAUGUCAAGUUUGAUGUCUUUGACAUAGAAACCAACCAAAGAAUUGACAGGGAACUAAGCUUUGAUGUGGCAAUAACGGACAUAAAUGACAAUGCACCUCAGUUCAUAGAUCCGCCAACAACAGUCGAUGUAGACGAAAACUGGGAAGAGGGGUACCUUCCGGCGGUGUUUUAUUUUAAGGACAUUGACAGAGAAGAUUCAGAUAAUUCAAAAGUCACGGUUAGCAUAAUCUCACAGGAUCCAAAAGAACCCACGAUUGAGGUUCUACAGCUUGAUGACAGAAUGGCCCAGCUCUCAUUGAAAGGAUGUUUUGACUAUGAUAAAGAAAAACAAUACAAAGUUACUCUGGAAGCAAAAGAUCAUGGAACACCAGUCCGCUCCUCUACUACUGUUGUAACCCUCAAUAUUGGUGACACUAACAGUCAUCCACCAACGUUCAAGAAGAGGGAGUACGAGGCUGAGGCUUUGGAAAUGACGGUCCACAAAGAUCUUUUGAGAUUUCUGGUUGAGGAUAAAGAUGCAACGGCAAAUGUUGAUGACAACAAAGCCAUUUACUUCUUUAUCAGUGGGAAUGAGGAAGGACUCUUCGAACUUGAGACUGACCCAGAAACAAAUGAGGGUAUUCUAAGUGUCGUAAAGGAGAAGAAUUAUGAAAAAACAACUCUGAUCCACCUGGAAAUUGGAGUAAAGAAUAACGCUCCUUUAUUCAUGUGUAAAGAUGGGAAACAGACUAAGGAUACACUUCCAGACACAGCUAAGAUCACAAUAAAAAUGAUUGAUACCAAUGACCCACCAAUGUUUGAGAAACAGACAGCCGAUGUGUUCCAGAUGGAAGAAGCACAACCAGGACAGGUGCUAUUCACUCCAAGAGUUAAGGAUGUUGACUCUGAGAACUUCAGAUUUGAGCUGAUAGAAGAUCCCGCUAACUGGAUGUCCAUCGAUAAAAAAACUGGACAAAUUACAACAAAGAAGAUGAUGGACAGAGAGUCGCCUUUUGUUGGCGCUGACAACAUUUACAAAGUUGUCAUGGUUGCCAUAGAUGAUGGUGAGCCUCCAGCAACAAGUACAAGCACCAUCAACAUCCACCUCAGUGAUAUCAACGACCACGUUCCAAAGCUCACAAACAACAUCACCAUCAUGUGUAAGAACCGAGUCAACAAAGUCACCGUGUCAGCUGAGGACCUCGAUAAGAAUCCCUACAGUGGGCCCUUCACAUUCUCUCUGGGGGAUGAUGAAAAACUGAAACAGCGUUGGAAACUAGACCCCUCUUAUGGUGAACAAAGCAACCUCAUUAGCCUGAACAAACUUCGGCAUGGUAAGUACUCGGUGCAGCUGGUGAUUAAGGACCAUCAGAAUGCGAUCGGACGAGAAACACUUGAAGUGGUGGUGUGUGACUGCAAGGAAGAAGAUGUCUGUGAUACACGCAACUCUAGUUCCUUUGAUGUGGGAGGAGCAUGCAUCGGGAUGAUUAUUGCAGCAGGACUGCUUUUAUUUCUGAUCCUACUUCUUGCAAUCCAGUGCAAAUUUCCCCCAAAACCGAGAGAAGUCAUUGAAGGCGAACGCAAUGAGUCACUAAUUCAGUACAAUAUAGAAGGAGGGGUAGAAUAUUGCAAGAAUAAACCUACUGUGCCGUCUUCAGUAAGACACGCAUCUAUGACAGACGGCAUUACACAGAGCAAUGCCAUGCUGCAAUCUCAGACACCUUUAAAAUGGUCACAUAAAAUGGAAAGCUUCAAUUCAGGUCAGGAAAUGCAUAUUCCCCCGCUGAUGAUAUCAAACAACCGCUCAUACAGUUUUCGUCAUGGAGGACACUUUUAUGAAAGCCAUGAGAGGUUUUCCAAUGAUUUGGCGUGGACCAAAAACAGGAGGCAGACCCAUCAUGCCAACUCGUUACUUUCCCAACAGUACUCAACCCGGGGAGACUUGCAAUUUAGGUAUCACCAAGAGAAACUUAGGAGGCUUAAUGAAGAGGACACGCCUGAAUAUAAACCCCACUCAUAUGCAUAUGAAGGACGUGAAAGCGUAUACUACUUUCUGGAUGAACUGUCAAUCAACAGCCUGGGGGAUGAUUUGCAUUUUCUGGAUGAUCUAGGACCAAAGUUUAAGCAGACAUUGUUGAGCACGAUGAGGAGCAUUUCCUUUCUUCUGUUGGUUGUGUUGGCAGCUGUGGAAGAGUGUCAUGGUGGGAAGCACAACAGUCGUGCUGAGCGGGAUCUUUUGGUACGCUCCAAAAGAAGAUGGGUCCUGUCUACAAUUGAUCUACAAGAAGAACUGAAGGUGGAAUAUCCACACCAGAUUUCUAAGAUGUUCAAUGACAAGACACCAGGAAGAACAUAUGCAUUCAUAAUGAGUGGGGACGGAGUAGAUGAGGGACUUUUCACCAUUGAUCAAAACACUGGAGUAGUUUAUGUACACAGACCAAUUGACAGAGAAAAAACACCAAGCUUCCAUAUCAAGUUUGAUGUCAUAGACACAUCGACAAACUCAAAAAUAGACAAGGAACUAGCUUUUGAUGUGGAUGUAAAGGAUAUAAAUGACAAUCCACCUGUAUUCAUCCAAGCGCCAACAAAGGUUGGUGUGUUGGAAAAUACUACAGAGGGAUACCUUCCAGUGUUGGUAGAAACCACGGAUAUAGAUGACCCAAAAACGAAUAAUUCACAAAUCAUAAUCACCGUGAUUUCACAAGAUCCUGAAGAACCCAAGAUGGUAGCUGAUCAGUUGGAUGCCAAACACGCCAGACUAAAAUUCAAAGGGUGCUUUGACUACGAUAAAGUGAAGCAGUAUAAAGUUGUCAUUGAAGCAAAAGAUCGUGGAACACCAGUCCUCUCCUCAACUACUGCUGUCACUCUUAAUAUUCUUGACACUAACAGUCAUCUGCCAGUGUUCAAGAACAGGCAGUACCAGGCUGAGGCUUUGGAAAUGGCAACCCAUAAAGAUCUUCUAAGACUUGCAGUAGACGAUAAAGACACACCCUUGUAUGCAGAGAACCGGAACGCUGAAUACUUCUUCAUCAGUGGGAACGAGAACGGCAUGUUCAAACUUGAAACUGACCAAGACACAAAUGAUGGUCUUCUAAGUGUCGUCAAGGAGGUGAAUUAUGAGAGAUCAACUUUGGUCCACCUGCAAAUCGGAGUGAAGAACACUGGAAAAUUAAGUGUUUGCAAAAAUGGAAAACUAGUUGUGGACCCAAGUGCACUUCCACCAUCAGACUCAAUCAAUGUCACAAUAACAAUGAUUGACACCAACGACGCACCAGUGUUUGACCGUGAUACGGUUGAUGUGUAUUUGGAAGAAGAAACAGACCCUGGAAAGGAAUUGUACACUCCAAAGGUUCAGGAUGUGGACUCAGAUUCUUUCAGAUUUGAGCUGGUAGAAGAUCCGGCUGACUGGGUGUCCAUGGAUGAAAAAACUGGAGAAAUUACAAUAAAGAAGAAGAUGGACAGAGAGUCGCCUUUUGUUGGCCCUGACAACAUUUACAAAGUUGUCAUUGCUGCCAUCGAUGAUGGUAAACCUCCAGCCACCAGUAUGAACACCAUCAACAUCCACCUCAAAGAUGCCAAUGACCACACCCCAAUGCUGGUAAACAGCAGCAUCGUUAUGUGUGGAAACAGAGACAACAGUGUAAUUGUGUCUGCUGAGGACAGUGAUGCUGAUCCUUACAGUGGACCCUUCACGUUCUCUCUGGAGGAUGAAACAAUGAAGGAGUACUGGAAACUAGAACCCCCUUAUGGUUUACAAACCAGCCUUGUUAGCUUGAAGGCACUCAUCUACGGAAACUACUCGGUGCCGCUGCUGAUUGGGGACAAACAGAAUGAGGUCGGACGCCAGACUCUGGAAUUGAUUAUAUGCGACUGUGGAGAAAAAGAUGUUUGUCGUGGGAAAUUACCAAUUUCAUCUGAACUCGGCGAUGCCGGCAUUGGACUAAUUAUUGCCGGAUUACUUCUAUUUUUGAUCCUGCUUUUCAUAUUUUUCUGCUCCUGUGAAGAGAAGCCGUUUAAAACCUUGGAGUCAGAGGAGGGCAAUCAAACAUUAAUCCAGUACAACAAUGAAGGAGGGGGAUCUGAAUGCAAGGUUGAGCACACUCUCCUGACAUCAAUGCAGGAUGUGACUGUGAUAGAUGGCCUGAAGCAGGACUAUAUUGUGCAGAAGUCUGAGAUCCCAAUGGCGACCUCCAUGGUUACAGAACAUGGCACAGAGCAAACUAUGAGAAACGACUACAGACACUCACAGAGUUUGCCUUGGGAAAAAGAGUCUCAAAGGAGCCACAAUGUGUAUUCGGCGUAUUCAUCAUGGAAUUUGAACAACAGGCAGUCAUAUAAACAGGCUGCAUCCACAUUUCAGAGAAACUCUUCACUUUUCUUCUCCAAUCAACGUUUUGCAGACCAGAUUUUCGGGCAAAUGAACAUGCUUGACAAAAAUGACGUGUACGGGCCCGAGUACAGACCCGUCGUCUACAAAUAUGAGGAUGGGAACAACGAUUGCUACUCACUGGAUCGACUGUCGGUCGGCAACCUGGAUGAUGAUUUCCAGUUUCUGGACAACCUCGGGCCACAACUUGCAUCAGCCUUUCUCAACAAGAGCCUGCAGGUGUGGCAGGCAGACCUACUGUGUUGGGGAGUGCAGUCAUCAGAUAUUCUGCUGCGACAAAAGAGAGCCUGGGUCAUACAGACCUUAACCAUUCCAGAAAGUUAUGAAGGACCUUUCCCACAUACAUUGGGCAAAAUUGAAGUUGAGAAAGGUUUGCAUCACUUCAAAAUAAAAGGUCAAGGAGUGGAUGAGGAGCCGAAGAACCUACUAAGAAUCGAUGAAAACACAAGGGAGGUUUUUCUCCUGGGACCGGUAGAUCACGAGCAAUAUCAGACAUUGACGGUAAUAUUACAGGCUCAAAACAUAGAACGUAAUCAAACAGCUCUCUCUAUAGCCAUCCAAGUCAUCAUAGAGGAUGCAAACGACAACCCCCCAAGAUUUGACUCCGAAAAAUAUGAGAUCACCGUGACAGAGUCCACAUUACAAGGUUCUGUGUUGACAACUGUUAAGGCAACAGACAUAGACAGUGGUGAGAAAAAUAAAGAUUUUAGUCUCAGAAUUGUUGGAGUCUCCCCGAAACCACAAGACUUGGAGUUCAACAUAAUGCAAAGAUCUGAAACUGGAGCCAUUUCAUUUAAGGGAUGUCUUGACCAUGAGAAAGCAGAGAAGUACACCAUAAUAGUAGAGGCCAAAGAUCAUGGAGAACCCCAGCUAUCCAGCUCCUGCACAGUCAUAAUCAGCAUAGAGGAUGGAAACAACCACCUUCCUGUCAUUACAGGACAAAAAGGCCCUGGGAGAGUUAAAGAGGGACAGAAAGAUGUCCUGGUUUCACGUCUACAAGUUACAGAUGCAGACGUUAAAGGUUCCUUGGCAUGGAAAGCAAAAUUUCUCAUCCAUGGAGACACAGAUAAUAACUUCAGGAUUACGACUGAUCAACUGACAAAUGAAGGGUUGCUUUAUGUGGAGAAGCAACUGGAUUAUGAGGAGGUUCCAGUGAAGAACAUCACUGUCACUGUAGAGAAUGAGAUUGCCUUUCAAAAAUGCAAAGUGCUGGACCGCACCAUUACUGGUCUGUGGAAAACACAAAUUAUUAAAAGCGUUACCGAUGCCACUGCAAUUGGAAGCGUGUCUGGCACAGAAGAAAGAAUAACACUAUUCAGCUAUGAUGUGACAGUCACAGUGGUGGAUGUCAAUGAGCAUCCAGUUUUUGAUGAAGACCAAAAAUCUGUUUCGUUGGCUGAGAAUGCUGCACCUGGCCAACACUUGGAAACAUUUAAAGCUCGUGACUUCGACAGAUCAGACACAGUCAUAUACACAAAAGGCAAGGAUCCAGCUGACUGGGUUACAGUUGAUUCCAAGACAGGAAGAGUAACCUUGUCAAAGAGCCCAGACCGAGAGUCAUCCUUUGUUAAGGAUGGUAUCUAUGUGGUGACAGUAAAUGCUAUUGAUAAUGGUAAACCACCAAAGACGGGCACAGCAACUCUCAGCAUCACUGUAAGAGAUGAAAACGACAACGCUCCAUCCCUGCUCGAACGGAAGAUAGACAUGUGCGUGUCUGAAGAAGCCUCAAAGGCCCAAAUAACUGCGUCGGACCUUGAUGAAGAGCCCUACGCUGGACCUUUCAGGUUCGGGCUCCUUGGAGAUGUCGCAGACAAGUGGAGAAUUGACCCUGAGCUGGGGCAUACAGUCAACCUUGUGAAGGAAAACAACGUUUAUUCUGGGUCCUAUGAGUUGCAGCUUGAACUGUCGGAUCUUCAAGGAAAGAAGGCUGUCCACAACCUGUUAGUCACUGUGUGUAGCUGCACCGACCAAACGAAGCCAAACUGUGUACUUCAAAAAGCUACUGCUCACUCCACAUUAGGACUUGGAGCAAUAGGAAUAAUGUUUAUUUGUAUGGUUCCAGCUUUGCUCUGUUUAGCUUGUAAGAUAUCAUGUCACGACCACAUGCUACCAUUAGAGGAUGGGACCUGUGACUCACAGUUGAUCACUGAUAACAUGGAGACACCAGGGACUGACUGCAAAGUGCCAAUUAAACAAGUAAGCAUGGGUAAGACCAAAGGAAAGGGAGCCAUAGCACCAGCUGGAACCACUUUUGGUGGCAUAUCAACUUCAACAGUUUCCCAUGGAAAUUCACAGAAACAAGCAUACCUCCAAAAGCGAGCCCAAUGGAACCAAUUUGAAAUGGAUAUUAUGCAAAAGAUUUCUGAUGAAGCAUUAAUCGGUAUGGCUGCAGGACAACACACGUCGGCACAAGCAGCAAGUACUUUUGGUGGCAUUUCAGCUUCAACCUGGGGCUCUUCACAAAAACAAGCAUACAUCCAUAACAGAACCCAAAUGGAACGAUAUGAGAUGAUAAAGACAACAUCAUUUGCUAUGAAGAUGACAAAUCAACAGGAAUACCUUCAGCACAGGCAUGCGUUGGAACAAGAACAUCUCUACCACUACACUGCGCUGAGCUCGGCUGUAACCACAGCGCUGGACACACUGAGGGCACCGGGGAACGAGCUGGGCGAUUAUGAACCACAUGUGUACACUGAAGAGGGAGAUUCAACACACAGCUUUGAACUGGAUGCCAUCUCCAAUCCUGAAAUGUCCUUCGAUCUAGACAUGGACUUUGAUGUGAGUUUCAGCACCCUGGCCUCGAUCUGCGUGCCUGAUAUGGUCGGUGUCUUUGAUAGAAGAGCUGAAGACAGCAGCUUUGAACAGCAGUCUGCAGUAACAUACACACACUUCAGCUAUUCGGGAGCUAGAACACACGAGGUGAGCCGUUACACACAGCAGGACUGCCUUUGUUGAAAAAGGUGCUUUUGCUUACAGGAUACAGAUCUAGAGUUCAUUUCUUUUUCUUGUUAUUUUGGACAGACAAUGUCAGUGUUGAUGCAGGAGGAAAAAUGAACCACAUCAGAAUUGGUUGAAUGAAAAGAUAGUUUAAAAAAAGAUUGUUAUUUAUGGUCACAGUAAGUCAAUUGAGUUCAGAUGCGGUCCAAACGGCAUUGAUAUUUAUUUGUUUUUAAUUGUAUCUAAACGUAGCACCUUUAUACAAAUGUCUGUAGCUGGCUGCGUUAUUUUCCCAUAAUACUAACUGAAAUGAACAUUUACGUAACUGCUGAUCAGAAGACGAGAGUGAGAACUACAGUACAUACUUUUAAAAAAAAGGAAAAGUUAAGUGAAAGCAGUGGGUUCUAUAUUUAAUGCCAUGUGGGCUUUUUAGACUGAAAUUAAACAUUAGCUGUACAAAACAAGGAAAACACAGAUCCAUAUUUAUGAUAUGAAAUAACAUGCAACGUGCCGUGAAUCCGAUUGAAGUCAGGCCAUUAAAUGUUUCCUGUUUUUAAACUCAUGUGCCGUUUCAACAGAACUAGCACCUCUAAGCAUGAACGGCUGCCAUGAUCAGGUUUUAAAGAUAAAGGCAUCCCAACAUUUGUGGAUUCAAUUCACCCAUGUCAACAUGUAGAACCAGUUUUGUGUUUGGUAAGGCUGUGGGUUGGUAAACAGGGCGUCACUGCGUGUGUGUGUGUGUACAAGUGUGUUUUAGGGCUUGAACUUGCAACAAGUUUUAUAAGUUAAAAUUUGGUUUUUUGGGUUGUUUCUUGUAUGUGUAUUUGUGUGUUUUUUGCUAAUCUAUUGUUUGAAUAUGUGUAGUCUGUCCACAAAUACAAUAAAGCCGUCCAUGUUCCAUUUGAAAAUCUGCAAGCCAGUCGAACUUUUAACACAUGAAUCAUAAGUUUACUACAUGGUUUGGGGACUUUAAUAACACCACUAUAACAUCUGACUUUGUUUUUCUCAAUGUAAAACUCAAUACAGUUAAAUUCCAGUCAGACACUGACUCUGUGUGGUUGAUCUAAAAACAACAGAAGGACCACAUCGUAUGGGAAAGAAGGCUGAAUCGUUAGCUUCUUGUUUUACAUUCAGAACCUUGAAUAGAAUGUUUGAGCUGUAUAUUUUUUCAGUUCCAAAAUUUAAACGUAUGUUUUGCACCCGUUAAAACCUAAAACUUUACAUGUGUUUUUUCCACGAUGACAAUCUGCAUAUAUUCAUAUUCACUUUGCCCUGAAAACUAAGUGCUUCAAACUAUAGACCGCAGAGACAAAUACAGUUUUCGUAGGUUUUAAAAAUUAUAUAAAAAGCCAAUUUAAUAUUCAAAGUGGUUGCUUUGAAAUACAGUGCUCGUCUCCUUUGGUUUACAUUCUGCAUGACGAAGCCAGUGGAAUUUAAGAAGGAACCUCCUUUAGAUUAAUCAUUUCUGCCAGUCUGCCUAUAAUAUACGACUGUUAAAAUUAUAUAAAUAAACCCUUAGAUACUAAAAAUGUAUAAUGUGUAGCUGACUGUGCCAAACAAA
This is a messenger RNA of Menidia menidia (Atlantic silverside), 9217 nucleotides long. Lineage: Eukaryota; Metazoa; Chordata; Actinopteri; Atheriniformes; Atherinopsidae. The record is from the annotation of a GenBank genome assembly.